Molecule: messenger RNA, 4293 nt
Organism: Vitrella brassicaformis
Lineage: Eukaryota; Vitrellaceae
Source: the annotation of a GenBank genome assembly
CGAGACGAGCCCGCAUGCGAAGGAAGGUUGUCUAGCCACCCGGUACCUUCUUUCAGCUUUGGGAAGUAGUCGAAUGUAGCUAACCGCUGCCGGUUUGAUACAAUGUCCUCUCCAAACGGUCCCAAUGCUUGCCCCGCCGCUGAGGCGGCUGAGAUACUACCCGACGUCAAGAAUAGCGACAACGCUGCCGCCGUACACUCCCCCCAGCUCCCCAUUACCAGCCCAUCGCCACCUGCGCAUCACGAUGCUCAUGCAGCCGUCGGCAAGGGUCCCUCUGAGCCGCAGCACCGUGCUGCUCCCCAAAGCAAAGGCCAAGGGGGUGACACGGCCACAGGGGUCUCCCUCGGCAAGAAGCGAAAGCGCCGAGGAGGAGGAACAAAGCCAGAUGAUACUAGCUCGAAGGAGGGCGGCGGUGGUUCAUCAGAGGUGUCAACGUUUGGUGCUGAGACGAUGAUGAAGCGCGUGACGGUGUCUGCGGACGUGGCUGAGCUCCUGCGGGCCAUUGAGUCGCCCCUUAGGUCGGUGCUGGGGCUGGGCAUCUCGCUGACACGCUCAGAAGGGCCCGAUGACGCUUGGUAAGGACGCCCACAUCAAACAAAUCAUGCACGAACGAAUGGAAUGGGUGGAUAUUGUAAUAAUGAUUCCAUUGCGUGUUCUUCUCUCUCUGUGGCCCCUGCCCUGCAGCCACCUGGUGAUAACCGACGCCUCCCUGCAGGUCUCCCCCCUCCACCGGCACAUCGGUGCCGCCCACCUGCCACCCACAGAGCGGGCAUACACCCUCAUCCGGUGGCUCGAGCACCUCGCCGCCCACCCAUCCUUCACCACCGACCCCAUCUCGCUGGCAAUGGAUCUGCAGAGGUGGCGGCUGGCGCGUGUGGGGGGCGUGAGCGGCCCACUGGAGGAGAUAUUCGCGAAUGGGAAGGGGUGGUGCGAGAGGGAGGACAUCCGGUUCGAGGGCGGGUGGGGGGACGGGUGGCAGGAGGUGGUGACGAGAGUGAGGCAGGAGGCCGACAUGGCCACGCUCGAGAUCAUCGGCACGGAGGUCCCCACGGGCUUCCUGGCACAGGUCAGUCAGUCAGUGAGUGAAUACACUGAGGGCGAGAGUGGGAACGAAUGGCGACCGGCACUGGUGUUGAUGUGUUGGUUGAUGUGUUGAUGUGUGUGGUUCAUUCAGGGUACUCCGUCGUCAUUGUCGAAGGGUGUGAGUGCGUUGUGGUCGCAUCUGACGGCGGGGUGGGAGGUGCGGGCCCUGCAGAUGCCGCACUACCUCAGGGACGUCUUCAGACACUUCUGGAGGCAGGCCGGCCAGUCGCCCAACGAGCAAAGUGUGUGAGCAACUAACUACUCAUUAAUGGAUUGCAUGUGGUUGGUUGCAACGGAAGGAAUCGACUCGAUCAUCUGAUUGAUAUCUUUCUCUCUCUCCCCGUCUGACCAUGUGUGUGUGUGUGUGAUGGUUCAGUGCUCGUCUGGACGAUAGACGGCAGCGGUGAGGGCGACUUGUUGCCCCCGCCCCUCCUGGACGAGUCUGUCGAGGGCCUCGUCGUGGAGGCGCAGCUCCUCAACGCACUCAGGCUGGACGUCAACACCGAACUCAUUCACAACAGGGCCGCCACCGCCACACAGGUCAGAAUAUGACUGACGAACGAACAAACGAACGGAUCAAUCCAUCCGUUGUGUCUCUGUGUGAGUGUGUGUGUGUGUGUGUGUGUUUGUCACGUGCAGGAGGUGGCAACCCGUUCGCUGCCAUCCUACUGCCACCCGUGGCAGUCCCACUUCGCCCCCAGCCUCCCCUCGCCCGCCUUCAUAUGGGUGGGCCUGGCCGGCCCCCCAAAAGCCCUCGCGCGCCUCCACAAGGAGUUCCUCGAGACUCUCCCAUUCUGGCACUGCCUCCAGCUGCCCAUCCCCCUCCCGCCCAUCCCCCCUGACACCCCCAGCCUCAUCAAGGCCCUUCAGAGCGAGCCCUUCACCGACCUGCUGGACGCCGUGCUCCACACGCAUCACGUGUGCGGCAAGGUGUACCCGCCAGUAUCGGAGUCAUCGUGGGUCAGGGCGAGGCAGAGCGGUGGCGGGUGCGGCGGCUACGGUGAUAGCGAUGGGCCGUGCAUGCACCUGAUGCUCGACCGCAGCAACUGGGGCGAGGGGGAGGGUGAAGCCGAUCGCACACUGGUGAGGGAGACAGACAGAGACAGAGACAGGGAGAGAGCGGACGGAGGCUCAUAGGCGCGAUGUGUGUUGUGUAGAACUUCCUCAUGAACGGCCCAGUGCUGUCGGCCCGUGGCGAGCUCGAGACAGCUGCGAGAGCGAUGGUGUACGCCAUGUGUGGGCAGCCCAAGGCGCUCCUGCGGCUGGAGGCCAGGUAUGCCGAGGAGGUCGGCAGGUCCCGCAUGAGGCGGGGAGACUUCACCAAGGCCACGCUUGUCAGCGAGUGGCUGGCUCUGGGCGGCCCGGGGGGAGAGGGUGGGGAUGUGGGCGUGGGCGGCGGGGCCGCGGUGGACGACACACUGGACCAGCUGCAGCGGGAGAACGCCGCCAAGCACCUGAGGGAUGGGCUCAGCAUCGGGCUGCACCUGGCAAAGGUCAGUUCCUUUAUCUGCCGGAGGGAACAAAGCUCCAUCUCGUGUGUGCGCACUCUUCUUCUUGUUUGGGGUAAUUGUGGUCAGAUGUGUCGUUUGGCGGGUUUGGUGUCUGAGGAUUACUACCAGCAGGCGAAGCGGCUCAUGAAGGACCAGUGGCACGGACGCACUCCUGCCGUGCUCAUGCGUAAGUCAACACACACACCCCGCACACACGCUCACACCCACAAACCUUGGCAACCCAUCUUCUGCUCUUGCCUAUACCUCCCUCAGUGGGCGACCAGCAGCCGUCGAUCAACAUGUCCGACGGCCCCAGCGAGCCCUCCCUCACCGUCACCCAGCCACCCCUUCCCCUCUCGCCCGAGCUAGCACCGCAGCCACACACCCAAGCCCCGCAGCCACAUAGCCCCCCCGAUAACCAGCCAUCACCGGAGCAGCUCCCCGACCCCAACACACAACAGCCGCUUCCAGAAGAUCAUCCGGAGGGAGGGAGAGAGGAAUGUCGGCAGGACAAGACAUCGCCCAAGAAGAGGCGAUGGGACGUGAGGCCGCCAUCCCCCGUGAGCAUUGAGCCGCCACCGUGCUCACCGGUACAGUCUCGCCUGCCCUCAAGGUCGCCCCCAUCGCAGCCUCGUGGACGGCGGUCGCCACAACAGCCGUCUAGAUCGCCCCCCUGCCGGGUGCGCCCACCCCGACUCUGCCACCGCACCAGCCAGCGUCAGCGCCAGGACCAGCGGAGCAUGUCGCCCAUCACAGACGCAGCUGCGCGGCAGGAACCAAGACGUGCUGCUGAGCCCCCGCCCGUCCGCACACGUAAGGAGCUGCCCCCUCUGCUGCCCACACCACGACAUGCGCCUAGAUAUUCACCGAGAUGUAGCCCUAGCCCAGUGCCGUUCUCCGGUGAUCGUGGUCAGCGAGAUGCGAAGCGCCGGCGGCUGGGUGAUGCGGCCAUUGUCCCGUUCUCAUCGUCCCGGCGACGGGGUGAUGCAGGUGGUGGGGCGAGGGCGCCAUCACCACGGGCUGGGAGGCCGUCGUGGGACGUCGUGAGGGGGGAGCGGCCGGGUAGUGAGGGGCUGGCGAGCGACGAAACAUGGACGCUGGCGAGCGAGACGCCUCGCCACUCGGGUGGAUCUGGGUGGAGGGGGAGAGGGAGAGGGAGGUGGGGAGGGAGAGGGGACGGGGAGCACCGCAGUAACAACUUUGGCCGAGGUGGUCGUUAGCGAAGAUCGAUGGAUGGAUGGAUGGAUGGACGGACGGAGAGAGGGCGAGAGAGAUGCUGACAGAUGAGAUAGACAGGGGCGUGUGUGCCGACGGGCAGCGACUCAUGGGUAGCUUAGCUUAGCUUGCUUAACAAUUAGUUAAGGGAGAGGGGCGCAUUGGUGGCGCUGUGUGUGUGUGUGUGUGUGUGCAAAGGUCUGGCUGGUGCAUUCAUUGUGUCUAUCUAAGCGCAUGUCUGUCUGUCUGUCUGUCUGAAUCUGUCUGUGUACUGUACAUACGACCGAGCGGGCGGGACGCACAAAUGCAGGUCAGGUGUGCCGACUCGAUGGAGUGGACGGGCACAGGCCUGCUUUUUGGCUUUGGCUCUGGCUUGGCUUUGUCGUGCGCUACACAAUGCUCCUUUUUGUGAUGCUAUCGUGCUCAUCAUGCUUAUGGACGUGUUGUCCAUGAGAAGAAAGGUGCUUUCUGCCGCUUUCAGAACGGCCACCGAGAGAGAAGACAG